Molecule: messenger RNA, 830 nt
Organism: Ixodes scapularis (black-legged tick)
Lineage: Eukaryota; Metazoa; Arthropoda; Arachnida; Ixodida; Ixodidae
Product: papilin-like
Exons: 2
Coding region: 242-628 (128 amino acids)
Source: RefSeq, a predicted model, not a curated record
CGUUAGAACUCCCGCGUUUUUCAGUCUGAAUAUGCAUGUGAUACGUAUCGUUCUCAAACCGACUACAAUGUGGCGCUAGUAGUCCACGUUUCACCUAUAAGAUCUUCGACAAUUUUCACCCAUGCGGAGUGAGGACAGCAGACGGCGUCCAGUCUAUACGUGAACGUUACCCCACUUGUCUGCGGUGCCGCCGAGCUCAGUUUAUCUCAUUUGGUGCAAGCGAUUGUUUGAGAACUCAAAGAUGGCCGUCCGAAGAUGGUUUGCCGUCGCUACAACCGUCACCGUGAUGAUUUUGCCGGUUGCGCGGGGCGACGGCCCACCGAAAAUUCACAGUACUGGUUUCUCUCCGGAUCUUUCGCUCGGCGAUGACACGGCGGCAGUAUGCGUCGCCAAAAGAGAAGCUGGCGGAUCCCUUUCGAUUAUGUGGCAAAAAGACGGCGUAGAGUUGAAGUCUGUCGGCCAGAUUACGGUAUUCCAUGCGGCCAGCAGUUCGACGCUCACCGUAAGACAGAUUCGGCCAGAAGACAUCGGAAACUACACCUGUACCGCUACCAACGCCGAAGGAUCCAACGAAGUCAUCGUGCCCCUCGUGGUAUUAGGUAAACGGCUAUCGAUCUGCAAAAUUUAGCAUGUUUGCGACACGGCAAUUGACAGCCCUGUGCUGGGCGUGUUCUGUGCAUUUACGUGCUAUAACGCUUAUGACGAUAUCUGGACUUGGACACUGCUAGUUUACCGUAAAUGUUCAAUGCCAUGUCUCUGAUUUAGUACAUAACUCUACGUAAAGAAAGAUUGAAAUCUUACGGAGAAGUGCCGAUCUCGGUCUCUCAAUC